Molecule: messenger RNA, 2516 nt
Organism: Marmota monax (woodchuck)
Lineage: Eukaryota; Metazoa; Chordata; Mammalia; Rodentia; Sciuridae
Gene: Prxl2c
Product: peroxiredoxin like 2C
Exons: 6
Coding region: 148-828 (226 amino acids)
Source: RefSeq, a predicted model, not a curated record
GUCAGGCUCCGCCCCGUGCCCCGCCCCGUGCGUCCUUCCCCGCGGGUUCAGCCCGGAGUGCGGCGCUCUCCGGGUCCCUUCUACCCCGGUGCGCUGUGGCCCCGCAUCGGGCUGGAGCGGACCCCGGGCUCUCGGACGCAGGUCCUGAUGGCCGCGCCCGUUACUCAGCAGGUCAGCGGCGGCGCCGCCCCGUCCCCGAGCCCGGCGCUGGCCGGCCCUGAGAGCGGGCAGCCCCUGGCGCCCUCCGUGGCCGAGCUGCCCGUGCUGGACGCCACGGGGAAGAGGCUGCCCUUCGGCGCACUGUUCCGGGAGCGACGCGCCGUGGUGGUCUUCGUGCGGCAUUUCCUGUGUUACAUCUGCAAAGAAUACGUGGAGGACCUGGCUAAAGUCCCCGAGCGACUCCUACAAGAAGCAAAUGUCACCCUUAUAGUGAUUGGACAGUCAUCCUACCAUCAUAUUGAGCCUUUCUGCAAACUGACUGGGUAUUCCCAUGAAAUCUAUGUUGAUCCUGAGAGAGAAAUUUAUAAAAGACUGGGAAUGAAAAGAGGUGAAGAAAUUGCCUCCUCAGGACAGAGCCCCCACGUCAAGUCAAAUCUGCUCUCAGGAAGCCUUCGGAGCCUGUGGCGGGCAGUGACUGGCCCUCUUUUUGACUUCCAAGGAGACCCAGCCCAGCAAGGCGGGACCCUCAUUGUAGGUCCAGGUAACAACAUCCAUUUUAUGCACCGUGAUAGGAAUAGGUUGGAUCAUAAACCCAUAAACUCUGUCUUACAGCUUGUAGGAGUUCCGCAUGUGAACUUCACAAGCAGACCUUCCAUCAUCCACGUGUGACUUGCCAGUGGUCCUUGGGAACCUGACCUUCAGUGCCAGCAUGCAGCACCUUGUGCUUUCUGGGGCUGGCCCCUCCCAGCCUCUGAGGGAGGAUGAGAGCAGAUUCCUUCCAUUUGGAUCCAGGUUGAGGCUUCAGUUGUCAAAAAUGUGAUACAUAGUUUAAAUUUUGUAGCUUUUUAUAGCUUUUUAAAAAAUAACGGAGUCAGUCUACUUUGGGCUGUGGAGAGCAGCUCAGCAGCAGAGCACUUGCUUCCCAGGAACAAGGCCCAGGGUUUACCCAGCACUUCAAAAAUAAAAAUAAAAAUACAUGCAUACAUACUUGUAAGUAUACAGGAGAAAACUUUAAAAGUUAUAGAACUCUCAUGCACAAGGCCCUGGGUUCAAUUCCCGGCACCACACACACCGCCCCCCCCCCCAAAAAAAAAAAUCAUAAAAUUAGGAACACAUUUGCUAAAAUUAAAUAACGUGGUCAGUUGUUCAAUAAAAGAUGGUUUCAGCAAUUAAAACAUAUAAAGGAAAUGGAAAAUAACUCCACCAUUUUAUUCAAUAAAAAAAGCAGGAUAUCAAAUUCUGUAAGCAAUAUAACCACUUUUUUUAUAUGUAUAUGUUUAUAUUUUGGUAUGCUUAGGGAAAAAAACAGAGGAGAAUUGCCAGUAUUGUAAGAUCACAGUUAUUUUUGUCUUUUUCAAGCUUCUCUUUAUUUUCCAGCCGUUCUCUAAAGAGCAUGAUUGACCUUUUCCUUUUCUUUUUUCCUUUCUUUUUUCUUUCCUUUCUUUUUUUUUUCUUCUUAUUUUUUUGACAAAGAUCUUUAAACACUGGAGGACAGAUACCUCCUCAGAGGUGCAGAUUACGAGGCUGAGGCCCGCUGGCUUCCAUCCUGUUAGUGCUCUGCCCGGGCACAGACCACGCCCCUGACACCCAGCCACAUCAGCCGCCUGUUGCACUAGGGUUUUUUGGUGGGAAAAAAGAAGUGAAGGAGAAAAAUGUUUUAGGGUCUUUGGAUUUUUUGUUUGUUCGUUUUUAACAUGGAGCUGGGGAUCAAGCCCAGGGCCUCACACAUGAGAGGCAAGUGCUCUGCCACUGAGCUAUAUACCCGCAGCCCAUUUAAGAUAUUUAAUUCAUGUAUUUAAAAUGUGGUCAGGGCUGGUGACAUAGCUCUGUGGUAGGCACUGGCCUUGCAGGCAUGAGGCUCUGGGUUCAAUCCCUGGGACUACACUAAAAUACAUAUAUAGAGAGAUAUAUAUACACACACAUAUAUUAUAUGUGUUAUAUACAUGUGUUUAUAUAUAUAUAUGUAAAAGUAUGCUUUUUGAAAUUUUAAGAAUGUGUGAAUUUUUAAAACUUUAUAACAAAUGUACACCAUGGUUUGGUUGUACAUUCCUAGACAACUACUAUUUCUUACCCCCUAUUGCUCUUAUUUAGAGAACUAUGUCAUCUUUUAUUUUUCUAGAAUCUUAAUAUUUUGGGGGGGAAGCAACCGAGAAAUACUGAUGAAAAAUAGUUACAUAAAAAUAAUGGUAAUUAGCAAGUAUAAAACCACUUUGAACUUAUAAUACUUUUAUAUAACAUGAAAUUACAAAAAAAUCUAUAUUUAAUGAACCCAAAUAUUUGUAUUUUCACAUCUGUAUACUUGAGCGGUCAUGUUUUAAUCAGUUAAAAUGAAGUUUCUCAUAAAAUUUGAAAAUAGA